CAUGGUGAUCUUUUGGAUGCCCAGUUUCCAAGGAACAAACUCUGCUUUGGUCCUGCCUUUGCGAAGCUGAAGCUUACAGUCUUCUCCAAGACAUUGCCAGUUGGUGCAGCUCCUGUGGGAAUGGAACGCCAUGGCUUGACCCAAUACAAUGCUCUAGCAGCUAGAGGACAUGAGGUCCAUAUCUUCAUCAUCCUUUCUGAUAGACAGCAUCACCAGGACAUCCACAAUGGUGAUCUUCACUUUCACUUUGUGGCCAACAAACAUGGCUCUAUCAAUUGCUCCCUAGCACUUGAGAGCUUCAACCAGGAGAACAUGGCAGAGGCAUUUGAUUAUGUCCAUACCGAGAGCUUGUCUCUCCCACAUUGGCAUGGGAUAUGGUAUGAAAUCAUGCAUUCCAAGUUGUUCCAAUAGCUACUGUCAGACCCAGGAUCAUAUACUGAACUUCACAAUACAAUGCCACGGCGUGAUGAGAUCAGGUUCUUUCCUAGCUACACACAACAAUGUAUUAGCAACAGUGCCAAAGAGGCCCUAGUUAAUCUUUACCAGCUCCCAAGAAGUAAUGCCCAUGUCAUACUCAAUGGAGUUGACAAAAUGUUUGUUCAUGAUCCAGUGGCUGGAGCACAGUUUUGGAAACAAAAUGGCAUACCUUCUAAUGUGAGCAUGGUGAUACGAGUUGCAGGGUGGUUGGUGAGGGGCAAAGGACACCCACUUCUCUACGAGGCCUUCUCAUCAGUAAGCACAUGCCACCCUGGAUUAUCUCUGCUUGUAGCUGGCUCAGGGCCUUGGGCAAAACAUUAUACAGAUUUGGGUUCCAGAGUAAAGGUAUUAGGUGCACUAGAUCCUUCUCAGCUCUCUGAGUUGUACAAUGCGUUCUAUGUGUUUGUGAAUCCUACCUUGAGGCCUCAAGGGCUUGAUCUGACACUGAUGGAAGCGAUGCAAUGUGGGAAGCCAGUGUUGGCAACCAACUUCCCAAGCAUCACAGGCACAGUAGUGGUGAAUGUUGACUUUGGGUACACAUUCUCUCCCAAUGUGGUCUUUAUUGAGGCCUUGGAGCCAGCCAUAAGAGAUGGGCCAAUCAUUUUGCAUAAUAAAAUGUGCAGGGCAUAUGCAUUGUUGAUGUUCACCGCAACAAAGAUGGCUGCAAUCUACGAGUGGUUCUUCCUCUGCAUGAACAACAAUAAAUAUUGCCAAUAUCCCCUUCCAACUGAUUAUUAGAAGAAAACAAGCCCCUUGUAAUAUAUAGGUAAAAACACUAAUGUUUCAUACUAUUUACACUGACACAAGGAAUGUCGGGUGAAUCAAGGUAUGAAAGAGGGUUUAGAUAUGUAUUUUUGGCUAUA
This is a messenger RNA of Telopea speciosissima, 1340 nucleotides long. RefSeq lists its product as uncharacterized. The record is from RefSeq and is a predicted model, not a curated record. NCBI's taxonomy places the organism in Eukaryota, Viridiplantae, Streptophyta, Magnoliopsida, Proteales, Proteaceae.